ACCGAAAUGUCACAGUAUACUAAUAAUUGGCGCCUUCUGUUUCUGUUUCUCAUAUUCUUUUCCCUCGCAUCCUCUACACUAGCUUCUUCGCCCGCUUCAUUCUGCAAAUGCACCUGCUUCUCGAACAGCACAAUCAUCCCGCUUGAUCCCGACAAGGGAGGCUCUUCGUCAUUACAUGGCGCGCUAAACGCCUUCAGCCGUACCGACGACAGCGGUACACAGGAUGAGAAACGCGCCGGUAACUACCGCUCGCUGAGCUGUAAUGACUGCAACCGAAAGUUCUGUCUGGGUUACGACUUGCCAACCUGCAAGGGUGCGAAGGAGGAGGAUGUUUCCACGACAUGUUUCCAACGGGACUCGAGGAAGGACGAGGCGAUUGUUUUAAUUUUCAUAAUUGCCACAGGGGGUCUUUUAAUAUGGGCGGUUCUCAGGCCCUGGGUGCAAAAGUGGACUGAGGCUGCUAGAGAACGACGGUCUUAUAUCCCAGUUUCCAAUAGUCCUCGACUUUGACGUUAUUUUGCUGGUCCAAAAGCGUUAUGUAUAUAUAGUCGCAGGCGAUGAAUACAUACAUUAUAUGACCUUGGUGCAAAUACAUACUUGAAUUUGGGAGCCCCUUGUUGUGCGGUUGUAUGCCGCUUUCCAGAUACUUCACUGAUAGCUUGCGAGCGGGAACUCCUUUGGUUAGGGGGCUUGCAGCAGAUAACCUGAAAAUCAUGACUGAAAAUCAUGAAAUGACGACUAUCUGUCUAAGAGAUUUCCCUCGCACAGUGCCACGGGCCGCGCUGCUGAGGAAGUAGGACAGUGUUGCCCACCU
Messenger RNA from Aspergillus versicolor CBS 583.65, 814 nucleotides. RefSeq lists its product as uncharacterized. The coding region runs from base 7 to 510 and encodes 167 amino acids. The record is from RefSeq and is a predicted model, not a curated record. Lineage: Eukaryota; Fungi; Ascomycota; Eurotiomycetes; Eurotiales; Aspergillaceae. The transcript is spliced from 4 exons.